UUCAAGUCCUCGAAUUACAAAGCUCCAACUCUAUCCACAACUCUUAUCGGAAAACGAAGACAGACACUAACAAUGGCUUCUGCUACGAUGCCCAUGACUGUCUCUUUUGGUCUGAGAUUCUCCCCAUUGUGCUCUUCCCGUGUUGGUCAAGCCCCCGUCCAACUCGCUCGACUCAACCGUACCAACUCGCUGAGACUCAGUUCCUCACACACCAUUUCUGGGUUCGGCUCGCUUCUUCCCCUCAGGCUCUGCACCAUCACUUCCACCCCUCUUAGGCUUCGCUCUCUCACCAUUGUAGCUCAUAAAGGCUACAAAAUGAAGACCCACAAGGCUUCAUCAAAGCGGUUCAGGGUGACAGGUAGAGGGAAAAUAGUUCGGAGGAGAGCCCGAAAGCAGCAUUUACUAGUGAAAAAGAAUGCCAAGAGGAGAAACCGGCUUUCCAAAAUGCAUGCAGUCAGUCGAAGUGAUUAUGACAAUGUGAUUGGAGCCUUGCCAUAUCUUAAAGUAAAUAGGAAGGCAGAAUAGAGAUGAUAUUUGAACUUGUUGCAAAAGGCAUUUGGGAUCUGUAAACCUGUAAUUUUCUUCUUUGUAGAAGUUCUCGGUUGUUCUAUAAUUUAUCUCUUUUGUAAUGAAUGGACAGUGGUUCGUUUUACCUGCAAUGGGAUUUUUUUGUAGGUUUUACUGUC
Molecule: messenger RNA, 686 nt
Organism: Argentina anserina (silverweed cinquefoil)
Lineage: Eukaryota; Viridiplantae; Streptophyta; Magnoliopsida; Rosales; Rosaceae
Product: 50S ribosomal protein L35, chloroplastic
Exons: 3
Coding region: 73-525 (150 amino acids)
Biological process (GO): translation
Cellular component (GO): large ribosomal subunit; ribosome
Molecular function (GO): structural constituent of ribosome
Source: RefSeq, a predicted model, not a curated record